AUGUUGGGCUUAUGGGCUCAGAGUAGGACCGGGAAUGUGAAUCGAUCAUUCUGUAGGACUGAGCUCCUAGCCGAGACUGGGGGUCACAGCGGAGUGAAUCAGCUCGGCGGUGUGUUUGUCAACGGUAGACCACUGCCAGAUUCAACCAGACAGAAAAUAGUGGAACUAGCGCAUAGUGGGGCUCGUCCGUGCGAUAUCUCCAGAAUCCUGCAGACCCAUGCAGAUGCAAAAGUCCAAGUGCUGGACAAUCAAAACGUGUCGAAUGGAUGUGUGAGUAAAAUUUUGGGCAGGUAUUACGAAACUGGCUCCAUCAGACCCAGGGCAAUCGGAGGUAGUAAACCAAGAGUAGCGACUCCAGAAGUUGUAAGCAAAAUAGCGCAGUAUAAACGAGAGUGCCCCUCCAUCUUUGCGUGGGAGAUUCGAGACAGAUUACUAUCAGAGGGGGUCUGUACCAACGAUAAUAUACCCAGUGUAUCAUCAAUAAACAGAGUUCUACGCAACCUGGCUAGCGAAAAGCAACAGAUGGGUGCAGAUGGGAUGUAUGACAAGCUAAGAAUGCUGAAUGGGCAGACAGGGACAUGGGGCACGCGACCCGGAUGGUACCCCGGUACGUCAGUGCCAGGACAGCCUACGCAAGAUGGCUGUCCACAACAGGAAGGAGGAGGUGAAAACACAAACUCCAUCAGCUCUAAUGGAGAAGAUUCAGAUGAGGCCCAGAUGAGACUUCAGCUGAAAAGAAAGCUGCAGAGAAAUAGGACAUCCUUUACCCAAGAGCAAAUUGAAGCCCUUGAGAAAGAAUUUGAGAGAACCCAUUAUCCUGAUGUGUUUGCCAGGGAGAGACUAGCUGCCAAAAUAGACCUACCUGAAGCAAGAAUACAGGUGUGGUUUUCCAACAGGAGGGCAAAAUGGAGAAGGGAAGAAAAACUGAGGAAUCAGAGAAGACAAGCCAGCAACACACCCAGCCAUAUUCCCAUCAGCAGUAGUUUCAGCACAAGUGUCUACCAACCAAUCCCGCAACCUACCACACCUGUUUCCUCUUUCACAUCAGGUUCAAUGUUGGGCAGAACAGACACUGCGCUAACAAACACAUACAGUGCUCUGCCACCCAUGCCUAGCUUCACAAUGGCUAACAACCUGCCUAUGCAACCCCCAGUACCCAGCCAGACCUCCUCCUACUCUUGCAUGCUGCCCACUAGUCCGUCAGUGAAUGGGCGGAGCUAUGAUACGUACACACCGCCUCACAUGCAGACACACAUGAACAGCCAGCCAAUGGGCACCUCUGGAACCACUUCAACAGGUCUUAUUUCACCUGGCGUGUCAGUUCCAGUUCAAGUUCCUGGCAGUGAACCUGAUAUGUCUCAAUACUGGCCAAGAUUACAGUAA
This is a messenger RNA of Emys orbicularis (European pond turtle), 1383 nucleotides long. It is a transcript of the gene PAX6, whose product is annotated as paired box 6. The record is from RefSeq and is a predicted model, not a curated record. Gene Ontology annotation, molecular function: RNA polymerase II cis-regulatory region sequence-specific DNA binding; DNA-binding transcription factor activity, RNA polymerase II-specific. Bases 1 to 1383 code for a protein of 460 amino acids. The transcript has 11 exons. Gene Ontology annotation, biological process: anatomical structure development; regulation of transcription by RNA polymerase II. Lineage: Eukaryota; Metazoa; Chordata; Testudines; Emydidae.